Molecule: messenger RNA, 408 nt
Organism: Haemonchus placei
Lineage: Eukaryota; Metazoa; Nematoda; Chromadorea; Rhabditida; Trichostrongylidae
Source: the annotation of a GenBank genome assembly
AUGUCACUUCCGUUCGAACCGCUACCACAUGGGCAUGUGGUUCAAAAGCCAUCGUCACCUCGAUUUCCGUUGCCGCCCGGUGACGAUGAGUUGCAGAUUGUGGCCGGUAGAGACAACUAUGGUAUGCUGCAAGUGAUCGAAUGGGACCAUAUGGAUCUAUCAAUAUUCUAUCCGGCAGCGCUCACCAGUACAUGGACUGUGCGCAUGUGUUUGUACCCGCUGGCAGUACUCAGAAGUCGUCUACAACUACAGAAACAACAUACUGUUUAUACUAGCACAUGGGAUGCAUUUAUCAAUAUCUCGAGGAAGGAAGGAAUUCGGGGCCUAUAUCGUGUCAGUUUUAUACUUCAGUUUCAGUUUUACCGCUCUUUUUGUCGACAUCUUUUGGAAAUGUCGAACCGUCUGUAA